CUCUCUCUCUCUCUCUCUUCCCCAGACGCAGCAGCAGCUUGGCUUGGAUUCAGUACCUCCCCUAUGUACUGCCUUACUCCAUCACAUCCCUGAACGUGCGCGGUGUGGCUGACGAGCACUUCUUUAAAACCCCGACACUUCACUGGAGUUGCUUCCCUGCGCGUUUUGAGAGUCGAAGGGAGGGGAGACGCAUUCCCCAAAAUCUCUUCUAACGAUGGAGACCGCUCCUGGUUUAUUUCCUGGCUCACACUUUACUCUUUCCACCUGGCUUAUUUUUUCAUCCUUGUACCUGUUUCCAAAUAUAUAUGCUGAGAUAACUUGCGCACCAUGCGUGUUGCCAGUGCAACUGAAAAACGCGGGGAAUGUUUAUCUGUCGUCUGAUACUGGGAAAUAUUUGAGAGGGGAUCAAAAGAAACCCAAUCUGUCCACAGCCCCUUACCCCGGUACUGGAGUAACCAGUGGACGAGCGGCGGAUGGUAUUCCUGGCUUGGUGGCGAAACUGGAAAAAGACGCGGAGGUGCUGAACUCCGGUGCGCUUAUGGAGAACUUCACCGAGUCCGGUUUGGAUGAAGAAAUGUUUUCGGAUGAAUAUUUGGCAAGUGAUUCCGAAUUCGAACCCGAGGUAAAGCGAAUGGACGCCGCUUUGGGGAGAAUCAAAAGAAGCGUGCCCGAGUUUUUGGAGAGCGCACGGAGCGCCGGUGCCCGCUCGGAAGAGCAAAGAAAGACCUCUGGUGUGCGCCUGGACGGAUCGAGCAAACGCACCGAAGUUCGCUGGAACAAGGAUGAUGAUGGCAAAGUGUCUGAUUCCAGAUCAGACGAACCCAGGGUGGUCAGCAGCACUUUUGCGCUGGCUGGAGACUCCGCGCACAACCACGCAGUCGUGUAUUGGUCCGGGAAAAACAGCAGUGUGAUUCUGAUUCUCACCAAACUGUACGACUUUCACCUUGGCAGCGUAACAGAAAGCACUCUAUGGAGAUCAACAGAUUACGGGAGCACCUAUGAGAGAAUGAAUGACAAAGUGGGAGCCAAAACCGUUCUGAGUUACCUCUACGUCUGCCCUACAAAUAAAAGAAAGAUUAUGGUGCUGACUGACCCAGAGUUUGAAAGCAGCAUUCUCAUCAGUUCAGAUGAAGGUGCAAGUUACCAGAAAUAUCGCUUGAGCUUUUACGUCUUGAGUCUGCUGUUUCACCCAACGCAAGAGGACUGGGCACUGGCCUACAGCCAUGACCAAAAGCUGUAUAGCUCCUUUGACUUUGGUCGAAAGUGGCAACUUGUUCACGAACGAGUGACUCCAAACCGUUUCUACUGGUCAGUGACCGGUCUGGACAAGGAGUUAGAUCUAAUACACAUGGAAGCUCAUACACCUGACAGCAAUUGUCAGUAUGUGACAUGCAGAGCUCACGCCUGCUCCGAGUCCAGUAAGACGUACCCAUUUCCUGGCUAUAUUGAGACCAACUCACUCGUGGUUCAAGAUGAAUACAUGUUCGUGCAGGUGACCACAACAGGCAGGGCGAGUUACUACGUGUCCUAUCAACGAGAACCUUUUGUUCGCAUUAAAAUUCCUAAGUACUCUCUGCCCAAGGACCUGCAUAUCGUAAGUACGGAUCAGAGUCAGGUCUUCGCCGCCGUCCAGGAGUGGAAUCAAAACGACACGUAUAACCUGUACAUAUCUGACGUGCGGGGAGUUUACUUCACUUUGGCAUUGGAGAACGUCAGGACGAGCCGCAGCCUCGGGGGCAACAGCAUGAUCGACCUUUACCAGGUAGCAGGGAUUGAAGGUAUGCUCAUCGCUAAUAGAAAGGUGGAGAACCAGGUGAAGACGUACAUCACUUACAACAAGGGACGCGACUGGAGGCUUUUACAGGCACCCAAUACUGAUCUGACUGGAAAUGAGAUUCAUUGUGUGCUGCCCUUUUGUUCGCUGCAUCUACAACUGCAGAUGUCAGAAAACCCGUACCUCUCCGGCUCCAUAUCCACUAAGAGCUCUGCACCAGGAGUCAUAGUGGCGACAGGAAAUAUUGGCUCCGAACUGUCGUAUAAUAAUGUUGCAAUGUACAUUUCAUCAGAUGCUGGCAAUACCUGGAGACAGAUUUUUGAGGAGGAGCACAACGUAUGGUUUUUGGACAGAGGUGGGGCUUUGGUUGCAGUAAAGCAGCCCACCAUUCCCACCAGACAUCUUUGGAUCAGCUUCGAUGAAGGUCGCCAGUGGACACGUCACAGUUUCUCAGCCAUGCCGCUCUUUGUGGAUGGAGUUCUGGUGGAGGCAGGUGCAGAAAACCAGAUCAUGACGUUUUUCGGGCAUUUCAGCCAUCGCUCUGAAUGGCAGCUUAUUAAAAUUGACUACAAGCCUGUGUUUACCAGAAGGUGCACGGAGGGCGACUACCAAACUUGGCACCUGCAUAACCAGGGAGAGCCGUGCAUUAUGGGUCAGAAGCAGAUCUACAUGAAACGUCGUCCAGGCAACUACUGUAUGGUGGGAUGGGACAACUCCAGGAUCUUGUCUGCUGAACCCUGCAUCUGUAGAGCGCAUGACUUUGAGUGCGAUUACGGUUUCGAGAAAAGAGGUGAUGGAAACUGCCAGCCAGCGUUUUGGUUCAACCCCUCCACAGUGUCUCGAAGCUGCAGCCAAGGUCAAAACUACCUCAACAGCACGGGGUAUCGUAAAGUGGUCGCGAAUAACUGCACGAAAGGUGUGAAGGACUUAUAUACAGCCCGAAAGCAGCAGUGUCCCAACCGUCCACCUCGAGGAUUGGUCCUGGCAACCCGUGAUGACAAACUCACAGCAAACUUGGGCAGCAAUGUGACUUUCCUGGUGCGGUUAGAGGAGGGGGACUCCAUGAGGACCAACAUUCAGCUGGACUUCGGAGACGGGACGGCGGUGUCGUACUCGAACCUGAGCUGGACGCAGGAGGGGAUCAGACACGUGUACCGCAGUGCCGGGAUCUUCAGGGUAACGGCGCUGGCGGAGAACAGCCUCGGGUUCGACGCGUCGUCGCUUUACCUCCACGUGACAUGCCCAGUGGAGCACAUACAGCUGUUGGCUCCGUAUGUGGUCAUUAAGAACAAGGAGGUGAACCUGACAGCAGUGGUCUGGCCUUCUCAUUUCAGAACGCUCACCUAUUUUUGGUGGCUGGGGAACAACACGGAGCCGAUCAUCACAUUGGAGAGCAGUAUUUCCUACACGUUCAACACUGAGGGUAUGACCACAGUGACUGUGCAGGUGUCUUCGGCAGAUUCGAUAUUACAAGACAGCAGAAACAUCGCAGUGCAAGAAUUCUUCAAAUCGCUUCUUUUGUCUUUCUCUCCCAAUCUGGACGAGGCCAACCCUGACGUCCCUGAAUGGAGACAGGACGUGGGUCGGGUAAUUAAGAAGGCCGUUCUCCAAGUCGCACCAGAUAUUCCAGAAGACCAGCUUCUGGUCGCCGUGUUUCCCGGAAUUCCGACUGCCGCCGAGCUCUUCCUGCUUCCUCCCAGGAACCAAUCAGACGGCAGGAAAAGGAGUGAAGAGCAUCUGGAGCAGUUAUCAGAAGUCCUGGUCAAUGCAUUGAAUCAAAUUUCGGUGGAGUUCGAACUGAAGACCGGCUCUCGGGUCAUCGUUUAUGUCACACAAUUAACUUUAGCUCCACUAGUUGACUCCAUCCCAAGACACAGCAGUUCGGCGAUGCUGAUGCUAUUAUCCGUGGUGUUUUUGGGGUUAGCUGUAUUUCUCAUCUACAAAUUUAAGAGAAAAAUCCCCUGGAUUAACAUUUAUGCGGAGGUGAACCACGAGAAAGAGCAGGAGAUGAUCAGUACGGUGGGCCAAAAUGACACCACGCCCAAAAUCACCCUAAGCGAGUUCUCCAGCCAGAAAGAGCUGAUGGAGAAAGAGCUGGAGGCCCGUGCCAAACGGGCCGUGAUCAACACCUGUGAAAGCACAAGGGAGAUUCCGAACUGCACGAGCGUCUGAAUCCGUCUGGAGGAGAGAGAGGUUCAAUGUAAUUAUGUGUACAGACGUAUCACAAUUUUAAAAGUUGACAGUUUUCCUUUUUGCUUUUUUGUAAUUUCCAAA
This is a messenger RNA of Misgurnus anguillicaudatus (oriental weatherfish), 4048 nucleotides long. It is a transcript of the gene sorcs3a, whose product is annotated as sortilin related VPS10 domain containing receptor 3a. The record is from RefSeq and is a predicted model, not a curated record. Lineage: Eukaryota; Metazoa; Chordata; Actinopteri; Cypriniformes; Cobitidae. Gene Ontology annotation, cellular component: membrane. Gene Ontology annotation, molecular function: protein binding.